AUGUCCAUGAACUUUGUGACGUUUAACCAGGACUACAGCUAUUUGGCUGUGGGCACUUCGAAAGGGUUCCGCAUCUUUACGACAGAUCCCUUUGCCAAGAGCUAUGAAACCAAGGAAGGAAACAUAGCAAUCCUAGAGAUGUUGUUUUCAACAUCUCUAGUGGCGCUGAUUCUGUCGCCCCGCCGGCUUCAAAUCACAAACACCAAGCGGCAAUCGACCAUCUGUGAACUUACGUUUCCGACCACGGUGCUAGCCGUGAAAUUGAACCGCAAAAGGCUGGUCAUUGUCCUCGAAGACCAGAUCUAUCUCUACGAUAUCCAGACUAUGAAGCUUCUGCAUACCAUAGAAACGUCUCCGAAUCCAAAUGCCAUCUGUGCGUUGUCGCCGUCUUCCGAGAAUUGCUAUCUUGCAUAUCCACUGCCGCAGAAGGCUCCUCCUUCUUCAUUUGCGCCUCCUGCGCAUACACCCCCGGGGAGCAUGCAUAUAGCGCCCACGAGCGGGGACGUCCUUAUUUUUGACACGUUGAAGCUGGAAGCCAUCAACGUUGUCGAAGCGCAUCGAUCUCCGUUAUCAUGUAUCACAUUAAACAGCGAGGGCACGCUUCUGGCUACUGCGUCAGACAAAGGGACGAUCAUCCGAGUGUUUUCGGUCCCGGAUGGUCACAAGCUUUAUCAGUUCCGACGAGGAUCCAUACCCUCGAGAAUAUAUAGCAUGUCAUUCAAUACGACCUCGACUCUUCUUUGCGUUUCGUCUGCUACGGAGACCAUCCAUAUCUUUAAACUGAGCAACCAAGGCUCAUCUACUGAGGGAGGUCCCGGUUCACCUACCGGGGAGAGAGCCCUCAGUCAAAGUUCUUCCGGCUAUUCGCCCACGGGAGAAGACUCGGCUGGCGAUAGAGAAGUGUCGGACAUUGCAUCAAGGAAGCACAAUGGGACACUGAUGGGAAUGAUCCGGCGGACCUCGCAGAACGUCGGAAGCACCUUUGCGGCCAGGGUUGGAGGGUAUCUCCCGAAGGGCGUGAGCGAAAUGUGGGAGCCGGCCCGUGACUUUGCCUGGAUUAAACUCCCCAGGUCGGCCCAGGGACACGGUGGAAGUGCGAGUUCGGGUCCAGUGAGAAGUGUCGUGGCCAUGAGCAGCAACACGCCUCAAGUCAUGGUGGUGACGAGUGAGGGUAAUUUCUAUGUCUUCAACAUUGACCUCUCCAAGGGGGGAGAAGGCACAUUGACGAAACAAUACUCGUAG
Messenger RNA from Rasamsonia emersonii CBS 393.64, 1242 nucleotides. RefSeq names its product Autophagy-related protein 18. Lineage: Eukaryota; Fungi; Ascomycota; Eurotiomycetes; Eurotiales; Trichocomaceae. The record is from RefSeq and is a predicted model, not a curated record. Gene Ontology annotation, biological process: protein lipidation; protein localization to phagophore assembly site; nucleophagy. Gene Ontology annotation, cellular component: fungal-type vacuole membrane; phagophore assembly site membrane; cytosol. The transcript has 4 exons. The coding region runs from base 1 to 1242 and encodes 413 amino acids. Gene Ontology annotation, molecular function: phosphatidylinositol-3-phosphate binding; protein binding; phosphatidylinositol-3,5-bisphosphate binding.